Hypanus sabinus (Atlantic stingray) is the source of this 4996-nucleotide messenger RNA. RefSeq lists its product as uncharacterized. Lineage: Eukaryota; Metazoa; Chordata; Chondrichthyes; Myliobatiformes; Dasyatidae. The record is from RefSeq and is a predicted model, not a curated record. The transcript has 12 exons. Bases 430 to 2301 code for a protein of 623 amino acids.
CUUGGAAAGGCUGGGAACUUAAAUUCUCUUCAUUGGACAAUUUCCAUCCUUACUUCUACUAGACAUUUUGUUUGAUAUUCGUAAUGAUGUGAAUGUGCGAAGAAGGUUGGGAAGAAAAUUGUGAAAACGAUAAAUUAAGAUGAUAGCCAAAAGACAAGCUCACUGAGGCAUGGAGGAGGGAGCAGAAGGCUCACCAGAAGUGGGAGAUGAAUUGUUGGCUCUGAUCCGACACAAAGACAGCACAACUUUCUCUGGAUCCAUAGUUAUACCUUGCAUUGCAAGGAAGUAACCCAGGAAGGAAAUGACUGGGAUGUGGAAAUGGCAUUUCUCUGACUUGCAGUAGACUUUGUCUUUGAGGACACACUGAAGAUCUGAAUGCAUGUGACAGACAUGGUCUUGGAGAAGGUGAAGAUGUCAACAAGGGUGUAAAUGUCAACUACCAAGAAGCAGAGUAGGAAAUGCUCAACUGAAGAACAGACUAAUGGAAGUCCACCGAAGAGAAAGAGGAAUCUUCUGCUUACUUGCACAUCUGCACACUCUGCGAGUUCUGGCUCCACAUAUAGGAUAAUGAGGAAGCCAGUAUCAUGCCGGAUGAACACCGGUCAUUUCUCAGCUUGGGGUGUAGAAGAUGGUCACAUUUUAUACUACAUGCAGAAGACUAGUGACAGUCCAUCGGGGGGUUCUGCAAUUACUUCAACACCCUGGCAAAGAGCAUCCAAGUCACCACAAAGCCACCAGAACUCCAGCAAAAACUGUGCUAAGCAAAAAAAUAAAAACAUCAUUUCCUCAAAUAAGAUGAUCCAGACCAAGAAAAAGCCCAAGCCCUGUUCAAGAUGGACAACAGCUGAUUCAAAGAACCCAAAGGAAAUGUUUUACUUCCAUUUUAGUAAGAGGCUCAUUAACAUGCCUGAAGUCCGUUUCCCCGGAGGACCUGAUGACUGUGAUGGGAAUAAUGACCCCAAUUCAUUGGACACGUGGACUUGUGACACAUGUUUGUUGCUGAACAAAGAUCCAGCGAUAAGGUGUCGGGGCUGUGAAACACUGAAAUACGGAAUUGGACUGAAGAGACAGUGGAUUCCAGCAAAUGACAUGAGCACUGACCCAGGCUGUAAAAAGAUUCAGAUGGAUGAAUUAAGUACUGACACAUGUACAGUAGCUGGACCUCAGAUCACUGAUGGAGCCGAAGAUCCUACACCCUGUAAUUCUCUCAUGACUGAUGACAUUUGCCCUCAUCCACAAGUGGCCUAUUCAGACAAUACCUCUGAUGUUAAUACAGAAGAGCAAAAGACAAUGGAAACUCUUCCAGCCAGGGCUAUUCUCCCCCCCGCUCAAAUAAAUCAUGGUGGUUGUUUGCCAUUUGCAUUCACUGGAACUGGAAAGAACAAUCUGUCUGAGGUUACAUCAUCUCCUCCAAAGCCAACACAACAGGCUGUCCCAUCAGGCAGUGGGGAACAACAAAAAUGUGAAAAAGGAGAAGGCAAGUCUUUAUAUCAAGAUGAAUCCAAAAGAAAUGGACUCUUCAGCUUCCAGGCUUCACUGACCUGCAUAACUUUUCCAUAUGUUUUUGGCUCUCCUCCGAUCUACACAACAUGCAGUUCUGCAGUACCACUUACGCUUAAUGUCACUGCAUUAACCAGGACCAGCCUGUCCUCUGUGAUAGUACCCAGCCCUCCAUUUCAGACCCUGCCAUUUCUUCCCAGAAGUUCUAAUGAAAUGAGCACCAGCAACCGUAGUUCUGUGAUGUCUAACUCCUGUAACACCUUCCCUUCCAGCUUUAGACAGACAAGCUCAGAGCUCUUCCCAGAUAACACUGAAGGGGCGAAUUCUGGAAUCACUGUGAAUCCACUGUUUCCAUCUACUGGCCCUGGUUUCCCGUUUUCUGGCAGUUUGGUUCCAAAUUGUAAUUUUGGUUGUUCAGCCAAUAACGCCGUCUUUCGAUUUGAAGCAAAUAGCACCAAUCAAUCAAUUUCCCGUGAUGUCGUCACUGAGGCACCAACAAUGCUGAACUCACUUCAAGCAAGAGGGAUCUCCCAUCGAAAGUUCAUAGUUGCUGCUCGUAAACGAAGACCGUACAGGAACAGUGGCCCAUCUAUAGGUGGCGGGCCGAUCAAGUUCCAGGACAACAUCCAGCACUCGGGACCCAGAAAUCCAGAGACAUCCGCAGUAUAUAAAAGCAACUACCGCUGCAACACUCAUAAAAAUCUAUCAAUCCCACUGAUGAAACUUGCACUGAUGAAGCUGAUAAUCUGCCAGAUACAGAUUUUAUGCAAAGGAAUUCCUUCCUGGCAUGAUAAAACAUAGGAGCAGAAUUAGGCUAUUCAGUCCAUCGAGUCUGCUCCACCAUUCCAUCGUAGCUAAUUUAUUAUCCUAAUCUGAUGACAUGCAAUCCUAAUCUGAUGAAAAACAGAUGUGAGAGCACAGAGGAACAUCUGAAAAUCUCCAGGAAGACCUUCUUUGUUGCUGCUGCUGCUGUGAGGUCCGGGACUCUGCUGAGAAGAACAGGCCCCCAGUCCUCGGGGUCGCGUUGCCGAUGGCCAUUGGCAGGCCGUCUUAAUACGCUCGGCAGAGGACAGUGCUCGGAGAAGUUGUGCCGAAGGGGAUGGACAGAGGCUCGGAAGUUUGACAAGCUCGGAGUCCACUGCGGUCGGGGCGCUUUCAUUGUGUACUGCAUCUGCAAGGCUGAGUCCAGCACCGUGGAAGUUCAUAGCGGAGUAUUCUCUUCUGCCGACUGCGUGGGAUGACGAGUCUAUCGGGACCCUAGGGACUUGUGGAAACUGUGUGGUGCUUUCUUUCGAACUUAUAGUCUUUUAACAUUUUUGGAUUAUUUUUACUGUGCCCAUGGUCUGUGUUUUUUUUUAAUCAAUUAUGCUGUUGUUUGCACAAUUGUAACUAUGUGGUUUUGUGCAGGUCUUGUAGCUUUAGUUUUUGGUCUUGUUUUGUCUGGUGGAUUUGGUGCUCCUUUCCGCGGAACGCACUAAGACAGUAGUGCGAUAUUAAUACGCAGCAGCCUCUCUGGACUCUGGAUUGGGGAUUGCCAAACGUUAUGUGGAUUUUCUGGUGUAGUCUGUUUUGUCGUGUGCUUUUGUGAUAUCAUUCUGGAGGAAUGUUGUCUCAUUUUUUAACUGUAUUGCAUUUGUGGUUCCUAAAUGACAAUAAACUGAAUCUGAAUCCCUCUCAACCCUGUUCUCCUGCCUUUUCCCCAUAACCCUUGAUGCCCUUAUUAAUCAAGAAUCAUCUCUAAAUGUUCUGUUUCAGGUUUAAAAUUGUUUCCCUUCAGAUUUCUUAAUACUUAUUUUCCAGCUGUUCACAAAAUUUCACUAAGUUAUACAUAUAUAUAUAUAUAUAUAUAUCUAAAUUUCUCUUCAUCAUUUUGCAUAAUGUAUCAAGAAUUUUGAUUUAUUUUCUUGAAAAUGGAAGACAUUUUACCAUAUUGAAUAUCUAACCUUUCUGACAACGGUUAUUUGACUAACAGAUAUAUAAUUUCCUUCUGCCAAUUUGUGUGUGUAAAAUGAGGGAAGAGAUUAGCAUUUUCACCAUUUAAAUGUCAGGAACGGGGACAGGAUUGGACCCAAAUGCAGGACUCAGACACUGAAGUACUAGGGACAGGACAGGAUGGGGAUGCCAUGGCAUGCAAAGGGUAAGACAGGCAGGGCUGGAUCCCGGAGGUCAGGCGAGGCAGGAGGAUUCCAGAGUUCAUGGCAUACAGGAGGAUCCCAGAGUUCGUGGCACACAGGAGGAUCCCAGAGUUCGUGGCACACAGGAGGAUCCCACAUGGUGGGCCGCAUGGAUCCUGGGCAGGGUUGCCUCCCAGGUGGAAACACGGAGGCCUGGGCAAGGCGCGGACACCUGGGCAGGUGUGGGGCACAACCCAUGGGAAACGAGGGGAGGAAAGGGUCGGAGUCCCUAGGGCGGGCCGCAUAGAUCUUGGGCAGGGCUGCCUCCCAGGCGGAAAACAUGGAGGCCUGGGCAAGGCGCGGACACCUGGGCAGGUGUGGGGCACAACCCAUGGGAAACGAGGGGAGGAAAGGGUCGGAGUCCCUAGGGCGGGCCGCAUAGAUCUUGGGCAGGGCUGCCUCCCAGGCGGAAAACAUGGAGGCCUGGGCAAGUCCCGGACACCUGGGCAGGUGCGGGGCACAACCCUUAGGGAGCAAUAGGUGGAAAGGGCAGAACCCCCGCUGGGCAGCAGCAGUCCAGCCAGACCUGCCCGACAGAGGCAACAGGUAGGAAGGGGUAGAACCCUCGCCAGACAGCGGCAGUCCGGCCAGACCUGCCCGACAGAGGCAACGGGUAGGUAGGGGCAGAACCCCCGCUGGGCAGCAGCAGUCCCACCGGACCUGCCCGACAGAGGCAAUGGGUAGUAGGGGCAGAACCCCCGCCGGGCAGCAGCUGUCUGGCCGGACCUGCCCGACGGAGGCAACGGGUAGUAGGGGCAGAACCCCCACUGGGCAGCAGCAGUCCGGCAACCAGGGUAGAACCGGAUCCAGAGCGGGUGAAACAGGUACAGACAGGAUUCAGAACCAGCAGUCCGGCAACCAGGGUAGAACUGGAUCCGGAGCAGGCAAAACAGGUACAGACAGGAUUCAGAACCGGCAGUCCUGGUACAGAGCGGGUUAAACCAGCUUCAGAGCAGGACGACCCCACAACUAGGCUCAGUCCCCGAGCCCCUUAUAAACACCUGCUCCCUAAUAGGCAACAGGUGUACCUCCUUAAGCCAAGAUGAUCCAAUGGCUCCGUGUGACAGGAGGGCUGGCUGCAAGGCCCGGAGUCCGGAGUCCGCGGACCAGAGCAAGACCCAGAAGGCGGGCUCCGGACCGGACCCCAACACUAAAUGUCAAUUCUUAAAUCAACCACUUUCUAACUACUUUGUCAGUAAUGUUGCCAUGAAAUUAAAUUUGCUUAAUAAUCUCAAUCAUUUCUGUUCCUCGCAUGGGUGUGCCUGCCCAAGUCCCAGGACAGUUAAUUCAGUGACAACCAUCCUCUAGAAGCUUUGAAGAUU